GUGAUGUGAACGAAGAUUCUUCUUAAGCGUGGAAAUGUACUGCUGAUAAUGUUGGUGAGGGAAUAUUGGCCUUUGGCUUGAGAAAAUUUAAGUCCCGACCAACUUCUGUUCGUCAGAUUAGAAAUGAAAAACGAAAGCUCUGUUCUUUGAGUCUAGAAACUUCCCUCCUUGCAAUCAUUGUAUCCUGUCGAUAAGAAUGCAUGGUGUAAUCAGCCAAGCAGCUGUAAUUAUAAUAAUAAUGUUAAUAAAGAAAAAGAUAACACGUCACUUUCACGGCCAAUCUUAUAUGUACACCUAAAGACGGUUCCUCCACAGAGUGUUGUGGAAAAAUAAUCAAUAAAAACAGAUGCUACGAUGGCGAAUGUUCAUCUAUAAUCACAUGAGGACAACUCGACACGUAUUAUAUCAUGUUUAAUCGAUGUGACCAACAUUCAUUCACAUAUAUCAUAAAAAAGUAACAAGAAGUUUAAAUUUAUCGAGUGUGGGAUGUUUGCGGUGGCUAAAAAUAUAAAAUCUCAAUAAGGACAGUAAUAUGAAAAUUGGCAGUUACAACGCAAUGCAGCUCAUGGUACUUCUAAUAACAAUUUAUAGUGUUUUUACGACUAACAUCUAAUUUUCAACCAUGAGGCCAGCAAUAUUUAGCAUCGGGAAGAUUUGAAUCCUCCUAUUUAUAUAUAUAUUAAAUAAUAUGCAAUUACAUUAUGUUAAUCUUUAAUUUUGGUCAGUGAACAGGAAAGAAAGAUAAAGAGCAAUAAACUAUAAAUGCAUCAAUGACAGGUCACUAAGUAAAAAAAAAGCCAGAGAGAGAGAGAGAGAGAGAGAGAGAGAGAGAGAGGCCGUUUGUCAUUAUCACUAUUUGGGAAGGUUGAGGCAGAUACCACUCUGCAGGAGUCGAAGGUAGAGACAUUGUGGCGAGUGGCCUGAGAAACCGCAAUCUCCGCGCUUAAAGUGAUGCGCUUUCCACUUUUUCCAUAAAUGUAAAGGGGAAGACUCCUACUGCAGUUUACUGGCUAAAGAAUCGUCACUUAUCGAAUCGCAAUGGUAAAAAAUGUUGAUAACAUAUGAAAAUUGGGAUUCAAAUGUAUAUGUAGAACACAGAAACGAUCGCAGGAUUUAAAUUUUGAAAGAUUAGAUCAGCAGAGUGAGGUAAAACGAAAUUUUCUUGUCCAAAUGAGAGCGAAAUUUCUGGGAGAACAGACGGGGACAAGUGGACCUGGCGGGGCUCACUGCAGUUUCUGUAACUCGAGCUAUCCAGACUUUUGACUAAGUUUGCGACAUGUCACCAGCGACUGAGGCUCAUUAGGUUCUCUCUCUCUCUCUCCCUCUCUCUCUCCCCCCCUCCCCAGGUUCUCUCUCUCUCUCUCCCCUCUCUCUAUCUAAACCGCCAUUCCUUUUCCUUAUAGUUUGAUGUUUCUGUGGGAGGUGGUCCAUGGGGGGUUUUGUGGCCAAGAGCAGGAAGGAAACAUAAACCAGGGUUGUGUACAAACGGCUGAUUUCAACUCUUUCUUUGUCUCUCUAGAGAAAAAUCUCAACUCCUGAUGCUCCACAAAAUCCAAAUCUAAGCUCUCCUUUCUUUCCCAGGGUAGUCUCCCCCUCUCUCUCUCGUUUAACCCUUUUCUGAUAAUUUCAUCUCUUCAAGGCUUCAGAAGAGAAGAGAACAAUCUCUCUCUCUCGCUCGGUGCCGUUUCUGUACCUUCACCCUUUUCUGACAAUCCCACCCUUUCCAAAUCACAAGCUAAAAAAAGAAAAAGUUUUCUCUCUCUCGCUGAAGGUUGAAAAGCCAACAUCACAGGACUGUUGCAGCCCUCACAGCCAUCAUCUAAGACCUCUCUGUUGCUCUCUGUGACGAGAAUUCUCCAUUACCAACGUUCCAUAAUCUCCUAGUUUAUCAAUGAGAGACAGGCUGCUGGUGGGUGCAAUACCGACAGCCACCAUCCAUGGCGAACCAAAGCAAGAGCCCGUACAUUCACCCAAUCCCCCUCCCCAAAACGAGACCAAGAACGCCACUAGGCCCACGACCCCCAACAACUACUACGACGCCAGCCCCGGCUUCAAUUCCUCCAUGGCCGUCACCAUCCUGGUCCUCCUGACGGCACUUUUCUUCAUGGGCUUCUUCUCCGUCUACGUCCGCCGCUUCGCGGAGGAGAACUCAUCCGAAGCCGCGCGACGCCGCAGACGGGCAGCUGCUGGAAACCGGCGGUCUGGCGCCAGCCCUUCCUCCUCCCAGGGCCUCGAUCCCGUCCUAGUGAGCUCGCUGCCCACCUUCCCUUACAAGAAGGUCUCGCCGAAGGACGACGCCGAUUGCGCUGUCUGCCUCUGCGAGUUCGACCAGGGAGAAAUGGUGAAGGUCCUGCCCGUCUGCGGUCAUUUGUUCCACGCGGACUGCGUCGAUACCUGGCUCUUGUGUCGCACAUCCUGCCCACUCUGCCGCGCCACUCUGGUCCCUCCUCCUCCGCCGCCAAAGGAGCCGCAGAGAGACGCAUUAGAUGAAAGGGAGACGGUGGUGGAAGCCGCGGCCGCUUCUGCCAAUGCUGCGUCACCGGAGAAUGCGGGUUUUAUAUUAGUGGUCAGAACGGUGGAGAGUUUUCUGCCGCCAGGACAGUCGGAGUCCCGCGUGCGUAGGUCCGGCAGUGGGUGUAGUUUAUCUCGUGGGUUGGAGGUGGAGGGGACUCAGCCGAGGCGGAGUUGUAGUUUCUGACGGCAAAAGUGAGGAAGAAAGUGUCUAGAGCGAGAGAGAGAGAUGAAUGUGACUGAGGGGUGUGUUUUUUGUCUUUUCAUCUCAAAUGGAUGAAAUGUAGUUUUUUUUUUUUUUAUGUGAAUACAAUUUGAUAGUCGUGUAAAAAAGAAGAUGGUGUUUUCUGUUUCAUUGUAUAGAAGUUACCUUUUCUGUGAGAAUGCACUUUUUCUUUUUCUUUU
Messenger RNA from Nymphaea colorata (pocket water lily), 2916 nucleotides. RefSeq names its product RING-H2 finger protein ATL57. The transcript has a single exon. Lineage: Eukaryota; Viridiplantae; Streptophyta; Magnoliopsida; Nymphaeales; Nymphaeaceae. The record is from RefSeq and is a predicted model, not a curated record. The coding region runs from base 1892 to 2698 and encodes 268 amino acids.